Molecule: messenger RNA, 1113 nt
Organism: Penicillium mononematosum
Lineage: Eukaryota; Fungi; Ascomycota; Eurotiomycetes; Eurotiales; Aspergillaceae
Product: glycoside hydrolase family 16 protein
Exons: 1
Coding region: 1-1113 (370 amino acids)
Biological process (GO): glucan catabolic process
Molecular function (GO): hydrolase activity, hydrolyzing O-glycosyl compounds
Source: RefSeq, a predicted model, not a curated record
AUGGAUAUCCGACAACUACCAUACACUCUCGAAAUCAAAUCCCCAGUUGCGACUUCCAGCCAACCAGAAGGAGAUAGAGCCACAGAACCUCCUCCCUGGUAUAAUCCACGAGGCUGGUCCCUACGCAAGAAACUCAUCGCCAGCACAACAACCAUAGUCAUAAUACUGGCAGCAAUCCUGAUCCCCGUCGAAAUAAUCCAAAACCGCUACCCAAACUACAUACCCUUGAAUUACACCCUCGCAGACACCUACUCAGGCCCAACCUUCUUCGACCAAUUCACCUAUUUCACAGACGAUGACCCAACAAAGGGCUUCGUCGUCUACGUCAACAAAUCAACCGCCAGAGACUUAAACCUCACCUAUGCAUCCGAGUCCUCGGCCGUCCUGCGCGUCGACGCAUCAACACCAAACGCCCGCUCAGGCCGGAACUCCGUCCGCGUCGAGUCGAGGAAUACGUAUGAUUCCGGCCUCUUCAUCUUUGAUAUUAUUCAUACACCCUUCGGCUGUGCGACAUGGCCUGCUUUGUGGUUAACGGAUGGGUAUAACUGGCCGAUGAAUGGCGAGAUCGAUGUUCUUGAAACUACGAAUGUUGGAAGCCAUGGGAAUGAAGUCUCCAUUCAUACUACCAAGGGGUGCAGUAUGGAUGUCAAGCGCAAGCAUACCGGUCAGGCGAUCUUUAAGAACUGCGAUAGUGCCACAGGUGGAAAUUCUGGCUGUGGUGUCAUCGGUGAUGAGAAUAGUUAUGGUGAGGCGAUGAAUAACCGUGGUGGGGGUGUUUAUGCCCUUGAACUCCGUGAUGCUGGUAUUCGAGCUUGGUUCUUCCCGAGUGGAACUGUCCCUGCUGAUAUCACGGCGGAGAAUCCUGAUCCGAGUAGCUGGGGCGUUGCGUUGGCGGAUUUCCCGAGUACGAAGUGUGAUAUUGCGUCGCAUUUCAAGAAUCUGAGUAUCAUUGUUAAUAUUGACCUCUGUGGUGAACUUGCUGGUCAGAAACAGUAUUAUGAUACUUUGUAUCACUGUCCGGCGACUUGUUCGGGCUUUGUCGCUAGCAAUCCCGGCAGUUUUGUUGAUGCUUAUUGGGAGUUUAAGAGCUUCAAGGUUUAUCGUGCUUAUUGA